Molecule: messenger RNA, 3365 nt
Organism: Gigantopelta aegis
Lineage: Eukaryota; Metazoa; Mollusca; Gastropoda; Neomphalida; Peltospiridae
Exons: 3
Coding region: 361-978 (205 amino acids)
Source: RefSeq, a predicted model, not a curated record
ACCCGUUAGAACGUCACAGUUUACGUAAACGAGCAGUCCGUAACCGAAAAACGUCAACGUAACUGUUUACCACAGAUGCACAUUUAACGCUAACUGCGUCAACUGACACCGACCGAUGGUCAAUGUUUUACGGUAUUCCCCGAAGAGAAUUCGUGGAAUUUCGGAGAUUGUAUGUAGGCCCUUGUCACGUAGACCUGUUUAAUCCACAUUGGCAAAAACUCUUAACCAGUUCUCGCUUUUGAUCCAAUGUCAGUCAUUUAAGAGCAGACCUCCUUCAUCGCUGACUGCACCGUGAACGUGGUGUGAAGUUUUACGAUUUGCUCGAAACAACUGCACUGAAGAAAUUGGAAUCCAGUCACGAUGAAUAUUUUUUCAUCUUGUUUUGUAACUGGCAAACAUAAACGUAAAAGUUCUCAGUAUUCGGCGAAGUCUGCAGUUUUAACAUCGCCGCCAGUGGGACGUGUUACCGAGAAAGACGAUCCAAAUCUCGACAUCUGGAAGGAUCAGUUUUCGACGGGCGACCAGACAGACACCAGCAGGAUAGCAUUCUACAACAGCGGACUGGCAGCGUGUGUCAAGUGUGGGGAGAAAAACAUUGGCAGGUUUGAGGAGAAGGCCGGAAUCAGGGCCAAUGGGGAGACGUUUGGCACUGAAGUCUUUCUCUGCCAGACGAAAGGCUGCAAAUGGGAAACCAGCUUUAAAUUUGACGAUGGACAUUCAGGUGCCUACCACUUUGAGACUGCAGAAUGGGUAAAAGGAAUAGCACAUUUCCCAGUCAGCUUCAUGAUGAUGUGGGCACGCAAGCACAACCUGCCAGACCAAGUGUGCCACCAGAUAUUCGAGAACAGAAUCGAUGGCAACACAAUGCUUCGACUGAUCAAGGAGGAUAAACUCGCCGCCACUCUAGACACAGAUCGGAAGACUGUGAAGAAAAUCCUCAAUGCUCUGAAGAAAGAGAACAGCACGAUUCUGCUAUAAUAGAGACAUGUUUACCAUACAGCCAGCCAUGCAAUGACAGAUCCUAGUAACUUUUUAAAAACUUGUUUUAGAAAAAAAAAAAAAAAACUGGUACAGAUGUGCCUGGUUAAGGACGUGUUGAUUGCAAUAUUUAACAAGGCUACUUCUGAAAAUCGACUUGAUCACUGGAGAUGCCAGUCUUUCUGGUGAUGCAACAAUUACUGUGGAUGAUUACUUUCAAUACCUCAACAAAGUUAUAAUUGAAAAAAAAUAACCACUGCAUAAACUAGUAACUUGUAAAAAUUAUAUUGUUGAAAUUUUGAGCCAAAAAUGAGUUACUAAUUAAGUCAAUGAAUGGCAGAAGUGGUGUACAUUCUUGUUAGAUGCAAGGGUUAAACUUUUGUGCUGUCUGCUACCUGUGUUGUCUAACAACUACAAGGCUUACGUAUGGUUAGUGUGAGAGAUGUGUUAGGCAAGUGUUAAACUAUGGUGCUGUCUGCUACCUAUGUUGUCUAACAACUACAAGGCUUACGUAUGGUUAGUGUGAGAGAUGUGUUAGGCAAGUGUUAAACUAUGGUGCUGUCUGCUACCUAUGUUGUCUAACAACUACAAGGCUUACGUAUGGUUAGUGUGAGAGAUGUGUUAGGCAAGGGUUAAACUAUGGUGCUGUCUGCUACCUAUGUUGUCUAACAACUACAAGGCUUACGUAUGGUUAGUGUGAGAGAUGUGUUAGGCAAGGGUUAAACUAUGGUGCUGUCCGUAAUCUGGGUUGACUAGUUGAAGCUUAAGUAUGUUAGUGAGAGAGACAGUAUGGUAGGCAAGGCUUAAACCUUUGAGUUGUCCUUUAUCUUGGCUGUCAUAUCAAGACUUACAUAUCAUUAGUGCAAGAGAUGAUCUGUUAUAUAAAUCAAGACUUAAGUAUGGUUAGUGCGAGAGAUGGUCUGGUAGGCAUGGGUUAAACUUUCGUGUUGUCUACUAUCUGGGCUGUCAUAACAAGGCUUACGUACCGGUAUGGUUAGUUCGAGAGAUGAUCUGUUAUAUCAAGACUUAAAUAUGGUUAGUGCGAGAGAUGGUCUGGUAGGCAAGGGUUAAACUUUUAUGUUGUCUGCUAUCUGUGCUGUCAUAUCAAGACUUACAUAUGGUUAGUGCGAGAGAUGGUCUGGAAGGCAAGGGUUAAACUUUUGUGUUGUCUGCUAUCUGUGCUGUCAUAUCAAGACUUAAAUAUGGUUAGUGCGAGAGAUAAUAUGGUAGGCAAGGGUUAAAUGUUUGUGUUGUCUGCUAUCUGUGCUGUCAUAUCAAGACUUACAUAUGGUUAGUGCAAGAGAUGGUCUGGAAGGCAAGGGUUAAACUUUUGUGUUGUCUGCUAUCUGUGCUGUCAUAUCAAAACUUACAUAUGGUUAGUGCGACAGAUGGUCUGGAAGGCAAGGGUUAAACUUUUGUGUUGUCUGCUAUCUGUGCUGUCAUAUUAAGACUUACAUAUGGCUAGUGCGAGAGAUGGUCUGGAAGGCAAGGGUUAAACUUUUGUGUUGUCUGCUAUCUGUGCUGUCAUAUCAAGACUUACAUAUGGUUAGUGCGAGAGAUAAUAUGGUAGGCAAGGGUUAAACGUUUGUGUUGUCUGCUAUCUGUGCUGUCAUAUCAAGACUUACAUAUGGUUAGUGCAAGAGAUGGUCUGGAAGGCAAGGGUUAAACUUUUGUGUUGUCUGCUAUCUGUGCUGUCAUAUCAAGACUUACAUAUGGUUAGUGCGAGAGAUAAUAUGGUAGGCAAGGGUUAAACGUUUGUGUUGUCUGCUAUCUGUGCUGUCAUAUCAAGACUUACAUAUGGUUAGUGCAAGAGAUGGUCUGGUAGGCAAGGGUUAAACUUUCGUGUUGUCUACUAUCUAGGCUGUCAUAAUAAGGCUUACAUACCGGUAUUGUUAGUGUGAGAGAUGAUCUGUUAUAUCAAGACUUACAUAUGGUUAGUGCGAGAUAUGGUCUGGUAGGCAAGGGUUACACAUGUACUUUAGUUCUGUGACUGGGCACACACACACCUCACUCUCUGGGCUGUCUUGUCUAGGACAUAGGUUAGAACAGUAAUGAGAACGAAGUUGGUGUAAAAGCCUAAAAUUUUUCUACCGAUAUACGCACUCGUUAUGGUUUGGAGUUGAUUUGGUCUGGGGUUUCCAGUACUGUAACUCAAUUUAAAUCAUUUGUUUGAUUAGGAAACAAUCUGUGUGAGUAUUAGUGACCACUUCAGUGAAAACAAGAUGGCGUUCACACACCAGUCUGAUGUAACAUUUUCAACUCAUUUCCUGAUUGUAGCAUCUUCAUCCUCAAUUCAUACAGGUACCAUUUGUCAGUUAUGUUCUAAGACAAUCCUUUUUCCUUUAUGUCUUCCUGGAUAUUACAACAAUCUAAAUAUCCCCCCCCCC